Sardina pilchardus (European sardine) is the source of this 2375-nucleotide messenger RNA. RefSeq lists its product as uncharacterized. The transcript is spliced from 12 exons. The record is from RefSeq and is a predicted model, not a curated record. Bases 255 to 2375 code for a protein of 706 amino acids. Lineage: Eukaryota; Metazoa; Chordata; Actinopteri; Clupeiformes; Clupeidae.
CAACUUAAGGGGGCUCGAAACUUGAAAGACAGUAGAAGAUCCUCUUGCUGAAAUGUUGUAGAAACAUUAUGUUUGUCACUAAAUAAGUUUGCAUUUUGAUAACAGUUAAAUAACAACGAAAACGGUACAGCAUUUUAAUUUAAACGCCAUGUAAAACAGAUUAGCAUUUAGAGUAGGCUAAAAUUUGCACGUUAACUGGCGGUGGUGGUGGUGCAUCUGGUUGUCAAGUUCAACAGCUCAGUGUAAACAUUACCAUGAGGUCCAACAAGCACCAAGCAAAGGUGGGGACGACUCGGCGGAGACUUUCCUCCGACGGUGGCCUGUCCACCAGCAGCACCUCGCUCGCUCAAGCCAACGCCAGUGAUCCAGAACACGUCUCCCAAAUUACUGGCACGAGCGUUGAGAAGCAACUCCAGAAGGAAAAUUCUGACUUGAAAAAGCAAUUGGAAGGCCUAAGGGCCCAGUAUCAGCAGCUCCUGCAGGAGGGAAAGGAGGAGACGCUGGAGGAGAGGAGGGUGAACCUGCUGAAGGCCCAGGUCAUGCAGUUGGAGAGACAGGUAGUGUUGCUGUCCGAGGGCCUGAGCGCACAGGUGUGUCGCUGUCACGAUGUUGAGAGAGCCCUGGAUCCGCUCGUAGACAAACUAAGAUCGCUGCUCUGCUCGGAGGCCCCUGGCCCUGAGGUGUGUAUCCAAAAGUCUGAGCUCACCCAGCUGCUUGAGAGGUGUGCAGAUGUCAGACAGAAACUACAUAGGAAAGUCAAGGCAACCACGGUGGAAGACCUCUCCAUGCCCUGGGUGCUGACUAAGUCAAACCUGGUCAAGCAGCCAGUGACCCUGCUUGAUCUCUGCUAUGGCAAGACAAAUAACUUAAACCUUCAGCGAGUGAGUGCCCUGGAGUCCCGGCUCUGCCAGCUGUUCAAACACCUGCAUGGGAUCAGGCAGACCCUGAGCCUGGUGCUGGCCCCCGGCAGUGGAGCGGGGGAGGCCCCCCUCGUCCCACCCCCCCGGCGGGGCCCCUCGGCCCUCUACGCGCGGCUGCUCAACCAGGCGGCGAGCUGCGUGUCCGAGCUGGACGGCUGCUGCAGCGACCUCCUCGUCCUCUCGCUGCUCGUCCCCACGGCCCCAUGGGUGGGCUCGGAGCAGCAGGUGAGCGUGGAGCUGAGGCCAGAGGAGGUGCUGGCGUCUCUGCCGGCCUUCCCCAGAGGGGCCCCUCAGCAGCGGGCCAGGAGGGCCGCCGAGGCUCUGUGCCGAGCCUCCAACCACGCUCAGCUCAUGGCCCUGCAGCAGGUGGAGGCUCUGCAAGCCGAGCUGGAGUUCCACAGAAGCCUGUACAGCCUGCAGGUCACCUACACAGAGGAGCUCAUUCAGGGCGUGCGCCGAGCCUACCAGGCCUUCCAGGACAGCGUCACACACAGCCUGUGUGUCCCACUGCAAGAUGUGCUUUCAUGUUAUGCUGAUUUGCGGAGCUCGGCGUCUGAGGAGGCUCUCCGUCACUUCCUGACAGCGUUCAAGAGCAACGCCGCGCGCGUGCAGGAGGCGGUGGAGGCCCUCGACCCUUCAAAGAGCCAAGGAGCGGAGGCGCUGUCGCGCUACGGCGAGGAGUUCCUGGCGGACGUGGAGCGCGUCCUGGGCGAGUGCGGUCAGCGGCGGGAGCGGGCGGCCGGACGUCUGCAAGCGCUGAAGCUGGAGCAGGAGCAGGCCCUGGAGCUGCUGAGCGGCCUGAGGCUGGAGAGGCAGGAGAGGAGGGCCCAGAGGCAGGCCGGGGCGGGCCCCCAGGGGCCCAGGAGGGGGUCCGAAGGGCCGGCGAGGGGUCCCGACGGAUCUGGGAGGGGGGCCGAGGGGCCCGGGCGGAGUCGGGACGCAGAAAGGAGGGGUUCCGGGGAGCAGGGGAGGGGUCAGACACCAAAGGGGAGGAGUCUCGGGGAGCAAAAGUGCGGUGUGGAGAGUCAAGAGACGAGCUUAGAACAACAUGAGAGUCUAGGGCUCCCGUCCAGAAUGUUGGAACAACAGGAGAGCAGCUUAGAACAGCAAGAGAACUCCGGCUUAGAACAACAAGACAGCAGUUCGGAGAACCGUGGGGGGACGCCUCUGUCUGCCCGGUCCUCCACGUCCGGCAGACGAGAGCGGGCGCGUUCCGCCGGGCGCAGGGGCAGCGCAGGGGCAGAUGAAGUAGCCAGUGGCAGGCAGGCCCCUCCCCUGAGCACCAGUGCCAAGCAGAGGGCUCUGAAGAAAGCCCUGUCCACGGACAUGACAGCAGACACGGGCCCCCGGCGCUCUCCCGCGCAGCCCGCCGGGGUCAUCCAGGGGCCAGCCAGGAGCGCGCCGCGCAAGUUCCCCCCCGUGGAGCUCUCCGGCAGGCCAGAGUGGCAGAGCUAG